Molecule: messenger RNA, 4827 nt
Organism: Dicentrarchus labrax (European seabass)
Lineage: Eukaryota; Metazoa; Chordata; Actinopteri; Moronidae
Product: aryl hydrocarbon receptor nuclear translocator-like protein 2
Exons: 17
Coding region: 288-2129 (613 amino acids)
Biological process (GO): regulation of transcription by RNA polymerase II
Cellular component (GO): transcription regulator complex; nucleus; cytoplasm
Molecular function (GO): RNA polymerase II cis-regulatory region sequence-specific DNA binding; DNA-binding transcription factor activity, RNA polymerase II-specific; protein dimerization activity
Source: RefSeq, a predicted model, not a curated record
GGAGGAGACAUGCGUGAACUCCUCACUCCUUUCCGUGUUUCCUAAAGGACGCGGGUGUUCCGUUCUCACCCAUCCCUCACGUUUCUGCCCCCCAACCCCCCCACUCCGCCUCCUUUGUAAAAAAAAAAAAAAAAAAAUGAAGUCAAUUAUACAACACCCCGGCUCUCCGCAGCUCCCUCCUCUCCUCCUCUCCUCCUCUCCUCUGUACUACUACUACAGCUGGUGGCUCCACAUGCGCGGCGGCGCUCCGUAGCCUUCACCGGGCACACCGGCUCCAGUCUGUAGGCAUGUCGGCCGGUGGCUCUGACGGGACGGCGGACAGACCAGCAGAUCCCACUGUAGAGGAAGAAGGCCCAAGCCAAGCAGGCUCCUCGCUGCCAGCUGUCGAGCUGCCAAGGAAACGAAAGGGAGAUGUGGAGGAGAGGUCAGACACCCAUGUACAGCAAAGCCUCGACUUCCAAAUGGAGGAUGACCUCAGCAGGUCUGAAGAAGAGGAUCAGCAAGUCAAAAUGAAAUGCUUCAGGGAGCCUCACAGCCAGAUUGAGAAGCGGCGGAGGGAUAAAAUGAACACCCUCAUUGACGAGCUCUCCGCCAUGAUCCCUGCCUGUCAGCCCAUGGCUCGAAAACUCGACAAACUCACUGUGCUGCGGAAGGCCGUGCAACACCUGAAAGCCCUCAAAGCUGGGACAAGCAGCGCCUUUACAAACACCACCUACAAGCCUUCCAUCCUGCCUCAUGAUGACCUCAGGCACCUUCUGCUCAGGGCUGCAGACGGUUUCCUGUUAGUUGUAAGUUGUGACCGGGCGAAAAUCCUGUUCAUCUCCGAGUCCGUCUCCAAGAUCCUCAACUUUAGCCGGUUGGAGCUGACCGGGCAGAGCUUGUUCAAUUUCAUCCACCACAAAGACAUCAACAAGGUGAAGGAACAGUUGGCCUCUUCGGAGUUAUACCCUCGCCAACGCCUCAUUGAUGCUGCAACGGGAGUUCAGGUCCAGACAGAUACCCCCGUCAGACCUUCCCACUUGACCACUGGAGCCCGGAGGUCCUUCUUCUGCCGGAUGAAGCACAGUCGGGUUGCGGGGAAGCACGAGGACAAACACUUGCUGCCCGGUAUUUCCAAAAAGAAAGACACUUACAGAUACUGUACCCUCCACUGCACUGGAUACAUGCGGAGCUGGCCGAGCAGCCAGCUGGACUCAGAAGGUGACAGCGAGAAGGAAACCUCAAACCUGACCUGCCUGGUGACGGUGUGCCGCCUCCUCCCUCACGUGUCCCACCAGCCUUCCAAAGACAUCAACGUCAAGCCCGCUGAGUUCGUCACCCGCUGCGCGAUUGACGGCAAGUUCACUUUUGUAGACCAACGAGCCACGACAGUUAUCGGUUACCUGCCGCAGGAAGUUCUUGGCACGUCGUGUUAUGAGUACUUCCACCAGGACGACCUGCAGCAACUCGCAGAGAAACACAGGCAAGCUCUUCGAAGCAAGGAGAAGAUUGAGACGGCGUGUUACAAGUUUAAAACAAAAUAUGGCUCCUAUGUUUCACUCCAAAGUCAGUGGUUUAGUUUCACAAAUCCAUGGACCAAAGAAGUUGAGUUUAUCACGUCUUUAAACAGGGUUAUCUCGGGGCCUGGUCACACAAAAGAUGAAGAAGCAGCCAGCUCGAAAGCACUUCAGGAAGACACAAAGCAAAUACCCAUAAUUCCCAGCCUUUCCAGCGGUGUUGGCACAAUGAUCUACGCAGGCAGCAUAGGAACCCAAAUAGCUAAUGAGCUCAUCGACUCCUACAGGAUGAACUCCUCUCCAUUAAGCGGAGCUUCCAGUCCGUUUGGCCCGGCCCAGGAGAGAUGUCCACUGGUUUCCCCUCAGACCAGCAAGAGUGCGUCCAGCAGAGAGGAGGCAGCAGGCAGUUCGUCGCAGUCCCAGUCUGACUCGGGGACAGCAGCGGGCACUAGCAGCGCAGCUUCUGAAAGUACAGGUGAGCCGUCCCAGCUGGACUUGGACAGCAUGGUGGUGCCAGGGCUGAGCAGCUUCAGCAGCGAUGAGGCAGCCAUGGCGGUCAUCAUGAGCUUGCUGGAGACGGAUGUAAACAUGGGUCAAUCGGGGGACUUCGAGGACUUACACUGGCCUUUUUAGAGGGCGCACAGACUUUAAGCCCCUCUCACAUUCUUUUGUGCCGUUUCCUUGCCAUUUGCCGAGAACUUUGGCACUCAGUUGUUCAUUUUGUGACCGACUGAUCUGGCCUUGCACAACUGAACCCACUGGACUUGUACCAAAGCAACAUGUCGCACCCGAGGAAGCUUAACAAAUAGAAGACUAAAUUAAUAGGAAUUAUUAAGACUGUGAUUACCAUGUUGGUCCUCUCUUGCCUGAAGGAAAGUGAGGUUAAAGUGUUCAUGGAGCCUGUGGUUUUUCAGUGUCUUCCUCAUUGACACCUCAGCAUCAUCAACUGGGGUUAAAACCCAGACUUUCCACAGCAGAAUGAUCCAUCUACUCGCUCUGCUUGCCCCCAAUGACUGACCAAGGUCUGGAGGAGAAUCAGACUCCUGCCACGUGCAGUGCUGCUAGAGAAACCCGUCAAACCUUUGACAUUUGCUAAACCAUUCGGUACCCAGUGAUGACAUCUUUUUCAUAACAUGGUCUGAUUGUUCAAUUUUUUUAAAAACUUUUUUUUUAAAGAUCCCCUUUCAGACACAUUUUAAGUCCUGUAAAAAAUACUCUGCUGAGUCGUGUUUGUCUGAUUGUGUCCUGUAAGUUUUGAAGAAGGCUAAAAAGAUCAUCUACCCCUUCUCCCAUUUAUUGAGAAUUAACGACUCAUUGUAUAUGCAAAUAUGGAGAUACGUCAGGCCUCGCACCCCCCCAAACCACCCACCACCACCACCACCACAACUGAUCCAGCUAUUUUCCAUUUGGAAGAUUUUAGCACAUCCACACAAACCACAUGUACUCUAUCAUUUAGACCAGAUAAUUCAAAACACUUAUUUAUGUCAAGAAAUUAUUCAGAAAGCAUGUCUGAUUUUGUCAGUACAAUACAACCAUGAUGUAGAACUUUAACUAAACUGUCCAAUCAAUCAAUACACUGGUGCAGAAUCAUCAUAUGAUCAGAACCAAUGAUCAGAACACAUAAACCUAGCUGAGUCUUACAAUAUGUGCGGGGUGUGCGCACGUUCCGAACUGAUUAUUAAAGAAUUACUUCACUUUGAACCAUUAAAAAAAUAUUGUGGCCAACAUCUGGCACCAUCAACACACAAUGUCCACUUUUACAAGCUAGUUAGCUAUUAAUACUAACAAAAACUACAGAGAAAAUUGGUUACAUGGAGAAAGCUUUACUUUGGGACUGUUUUUACUAAGUAAUAAAUACUUAAAUAUUGACUCCUGUUUACAUUUUUGGUCCCAGGAUAACUCAACUUUUUAGCAAAACUUACAAAUAAACAGGAAGCUGAAACCACUUUAACCACUCAAUGCAGCUUUUACAGAAAAGUCAGUUUUUUUUUUCUCAUUUUGCACUUGUGUAAUUUGCACAAUUGGCUACCAGUUGUGAUGUCACAAAUCAUGCUAAAUAUGUAGACAUCUCAAAUUUAAAAACCACACCCCUUAACUAAAAGUCCCAAAAGUAUCCAUAGAGAAAACCUCAUUAAGUGGAGGGGGUAUUUACAUGGAGUGUUUCUCCAUAGAGUUUGUAAAGUGUCUGUUUUCUUAUUGAAUGUGCACUAAAGGACUGAGCCCUAGAAUGCCUAUACUGUGUGUGUUCACAUAUCACGUAUUUACUGUACUCCAGACAGUUCUGCAAAGGUAAUUUACUGUACACUGAACUCCUGGGAAAAUAUGGAAGGUCCACUAUUGAUGGGAGAAUAUUUUCCAAGGGACAAGCCAACAUGUUUUUUGGACAGAUUUGAAUACUGUUGUGUCGUGUCUUUUAUCCCCCUGCUUGUUACCCUUCCUGUCAACUGCAGUAUCACUGCACAUAAAUUAACUACAGUAUUUAUGUUGCUAGGGAGACAGUAAUGUUGCAGUUUAUCUAUUUCUGAAUGUCCCAUGACCACAACUGCGUCUUGUUAAAGGAAACUCCACCUCGAAGCAUCUCAACAUUGUUUUAAAAAAACAACUACUCUGGAUCAAUUUAGUUGUUUGUACCAGAACAAACUGGCUAUAUAAUCCCAGAAGUACAAUGGAGUUUAAUAGCACAACAUGAUUUGGUGAUUUAAAACAUUUACAGUAAUCAUCAGGUUUUGGUGACAUAAAUCAAAGAGCCAAAUGAAAACUCAUCAGUGGAAUGGAGAAACUAAUUUUAACAGCUGCAUUAGUUGAGGUCUGAGCAAGGAGUAUGGCCACAAUCAAGAAAUAAUCACAUAUGAAGCUAUUUAUUUUCUUAUGACCUAACAACUAGUCAUCUGGGGCUUUACCUAAAGUAAAUUGCAUUUUAUCACCCCUGAAUGUACUUUAGACAUAUAUGAACAGUGUAUGUGAGGGUGGAUUUUACCCUUAAACUCAGUGACAGGCCUUCAUACAGUACAUGUAUCUCUGGUUGUAUCACUGGUUCCUCUAAUCUUGAAAGCAUAAUGUGAUUGUGUUGCCUUGACAAGGUUCAAUUGUAAAACAACUGUUAUGCGCUCUCUUUGGUUUUAAAAGCAAAACUGUUGGUACUGGAUAAUAUUUUAUGUUGCCAUCCGUGCCAUUUGAAAUGGGCACUUAAGCAUAUUGAACAUGCCCUGCUAUCAAAGGACAAAAUGUCUGAUAUUUGUAUGUGCAAAUUGUUGUUGAUGUAUCUGCUGUAACUAGGAAUGGAGGUUGAAGUCAUUGAAAGUAAAUUUUUUCAGAAAUUGUCUGAAUUCUA